UAUAUGUUUUCUUUUUCCUGCAACAUUGUACUUAAGCAUUGGGGCUAUUAUUGGAUUGAAAUUUAAUUUAUAUGACGAAAUCGGAUGGCAAAAAUUAACAACUGAAGACUUAAAAAAAAUUAGGGAAAGAGGUAUGGCAGCAUUGGGUAAACCAACAUUCACUUCACGAAAACCAUUCUUUAAUCUCGAUUUGGCAGAAACGCUUUUGUUCUUAUCCUCUGUUGUCUAUCUACGCGAAGAAGCAGAAGUUCGUAAAGCAGUAAGACAUUUAUCACAAAUUCAAGAUAAUUUAAAAAAUAAAGAGAAUGUUGAAAAAGCCGAUAUUGAACAAGUUUUUCAAGCACUUGAUAACGCCGAUAAUGGAGUUCGUAAAGUAGUUAAUAAUUGGAAUAUUCAAUUUAAAUCUGUAUCAGAAUUGGGCACUUCCAAAGGCGUUUAUGCUGGAUUGUUUUGGAGUGUCAAACACAAUUUUAUCGUAGUCUCAUUUAAAGGUACAAGUCCAACCAAUUUUUUAGAAUUAGUAGUUAACUUUACAUUCCAAAGAAAGGAUGGAAGAGGUUUCAUAUUCGGCGGAGUACAUGAGGGAUUCUACAACUGUUUAUUUCCAAAAGAUAAUCCUGGUUCGAUAUUAGCAAAAAAAGGGUUUCCUCAUUUGAGAAUAAUUGAAGCUAUUAAUGUUAAAGCCCGGGAAAUUUGUAGUAAGAAUAAGAAAGGACGUGUUAAUAUUUGGAUAACCGGUCACUCUCUUGGUGCCUCUUUGGCAACAUUGUUUUAUUCAAGAAUAUUGAAAUUACCUGGGAUCUUGAGCAGUGAUUGCGUUCUUAGAGAUGUUUAUUCAUUUGCAGGCCUAGCUGUUGGUGACAGUAACUUUUCAUCCGAAUUUUCUUCGCGAUAUAAUGAAAGUGAUACAACGCUUUGGCGUAUAAUUUGUGAACAAGACAUCGCACCACAUUUACCUCCAAAUAAUGGAGCAUUUCGUGCUCUACGUCAAUAUCUUACCACAAACGACAUUUUGAAUUAUUUUCAUGUCGGAGAUACGGUCAAAUUCUUCCAUAGGAAUAAAAAACCUAAAGCUGAUCAAAUCAUUUUCAAUCCUUCAAUUGAAUCCGCAAAUAAUCAGAUGUUAACUUGGAAUGACUGGAAAUUGAUGUUCAAUGAAGACGCUUUGACUGCAAAUCAGCUAGUAAAGAAUAAUUCAUCUAUUUAUGAUCAAGCUUUACUUCCUUACGAGAAUUUACUUAGAUUACCAAUACUUAAUAUGCUUCGAAGUCAUAUUCCGCAUCGUUAUUUUGCGGCAAUGGAAAAAUCUAGGCACCAUUUUCGAACAAAUAGUCCUUCUCUUUAA
Messenger RNA from Racocetra persica, 1345 nucleotides. NCBI's taxonomy places the organism in Eukaryota, Fungi, Glomeromycota, Glomeromycetes, Diversisporales, Gigasporaceae. The record is from the annotation of a GenBank genome assembly.